AGCGAAAUAUGCCGUCAACGCUAUCAAGAAGAAAGUCAACGACAAGAACCCGCACGUGGCGCUCUACGCGCUGGAGGUCAUGGAGUCAGUGGUCAAAAACUGUGGCCAAACAGUCCAUGACGAGGUGGCCAAUAAACAGACUAUGGAGGAACUGAAGGAAAUACUCAAGAGGCAAGUGGAGACAAGUGUCCGCAGUAAGAUCCUGUAUCUUAUCCAGGCCUGGGCUCACGCCUUCCGCAACGAGCCCAAGUACAAGGUGGUGCAGGACACCUAUCAGAUAAUGAAGGUUGAAGGUCACGUGUUCCCGGAGUUCAAAGAGAGCGACGCCAUGUUCGCUGCAGAAAGGGCCCCAGACUGGGUCGAUGCUGAGGAGUGCCACAGAUGCCGAGUGCAGUUUGGCGUUGUGACCCGGAAGCAUCAUUGCAGGGCUUGCGGACAGAUCUUCUGUGGCAAAUGCUCCUCCAAGUAUUCCACCAUCCCCAAGUUCGGGAUUGAGAAGGAAGUGAGAGUCUGUGAGCCCUGUUACGAGCAUCUCAACAAGAAAGUUGAAGGUAAAGCUGCUGCCACUUCGGAACUGCCCCCCGAGUACCUGACCAGCCCCCUCUCUCAGCAGUCCCAGCUGCCUCCAAAGCGUGACGAGACAGCUCUGCAAGAGGAGGAAGAGCUCCAGCUAGCUAUUGCCUUGUCUCAGUCAGAGGCCGAGGAGAAGGAGAGAAUGAGGCAGAAAACAUCCUACUCCAUGUACCCGAAGGCUGAGCCCACACCCGUCACAUCAUCAGCUCCGCCGGUCAGCACGCUCUACUCCCCACCCGUGAAUUCCUCUGCUCCCUUGGCUGAGGAUAUUGACCCAGAGCUGGCUCGGUACCUGAACCGCAACUACUGGGAGAAGAAACAAGAAGAAGUUCGCAAGAGCCCGACCCCGUCAGCACCUCUGUCCCUCACAGAGCCAGCUGCUCAGCCUGGGGAGGCCCACCCUGCCCCGCUCGGUGUUGUUGAGCAGCAGUACCAGAACGGCGAGUCCGAGGAGAACCACGAGCAGUUCCUGAAGGCGCUGCAGAAUGCGGUCACCACGUUUGUCAACCGCAUGAAGAGCAACCACAUUCGGGGCCGCAGCAUCACCAAUGACUCUGCCGUGUUGUCCCUCUUCCAGUCCAUCAACAACAUGCACCCCCAGCUGCUGGAGCUGCUCAACCAG
Apaloderma vittatum (bar-tailed trogon) is the source of this 1195-nucleotide messenger RNA. RefSeq names its product hepatocyte growth factor-regulated tyrosine kinase substrate (gene HGS). Gene Ontology annotation, molecular function: metal ion binding; phosphatidylinositol binding; ubiquitin binding. Lineage: Eukaryota; Metazoa; Chordata; Aves; Trogoniformes; Trogonidae. The record is from RefSeq and is a predicted model, not a curated record. The transcript has 12 exons. The annotation marks the transcript as partial.